Molecule: messenger RNA, 1542 nt
Organism: Alligator mississippiensis (American alligator)
Lineage: Eukaryota; Metazoa; Chordata; Crocodylia; Alligatoridae
Product: antimicrobial peptide NK-lysin
Exons: 7
Coding region: 740-1219 (159 amino acids)
Biological process (GO): antimicrobial humoral immune response mediated by antimicrobial peptide; sphingolipid metabolic process; defense response to bacterium
Cellular component (GO): cytolytic granule
Source: RefSeq, a predicted model, not a curated record
GCGAUAGGCCUGGGCCCGCCCGUGCAUCAAUCCUCCCUGGGAAGGGGCCGCGGGAAGCCGAGGGGCUUCAGGUCUUCUCCAGAGAGACCAGGGCGCGGGUUGGGCAGGGCUCUGCCGCGGGACCCGCGCCUCGCCAGGGCCAGCCGGCGACGCCCAGCCGGCUCCCAGCCCCCUCAGCAGCCCGGGUGCGCCUGGCUGGUGGAGGGGCUGGUGAAGGAAGGAGCUGAGGCCUGGGAAGCCGCAGGCCUUGCAUCCUGAGGGGUUUCAGCUGCGUGGCGCGUCGUGCAGGAGGAAACCAAGCCUUGUGGGGGGCCCACGUCCCCGGCCAGGAGCUGGGAGCUGACUACGCUGCCCUGAGUGGCCCUCGGCCCUCUGCCAACCCCUAUGCUCAAGCCAUAGGAGAGGGGGUGAAAGGGACAGACCAGCCAGGGGGUUCCUGGAUGUAGCAGCGACAGGCGUGAACGUAGCCCCUGGCCCUAGGGAUGCAUGUCAUGGCGGCCCCAGGCCUCCACGGCUAGUGCUGGCCUUGCUGGGUGUGACGGAGAAGCCAUCGUCCUGCAUUGUGUCACUGGGUUGCUCACGCCGCCCCCGCCCGCCUGCCCCAGCCCCACGAGAGCGGCAGGCUGCAGAGACGUGACAGAGGCUCUGACUGGCCCAGCUGGACCCCCCUGCCUCCCACCUGGGGCUAUAAAGGCAGCAAGGGAGAGUGCCCCACCAGUGGCAGGGCAGAGACGCACCAAUGGCUUUGGCACUGAUCAUCCCCUUGGUCCUUGCUGUGGCCACAGCAUCAGCCCAGCUGGACCAGGUCCCCGAGAGAUGCCUCCAGGGCCCGGCAUACUGGUGCCAGGAUGCAGAAACAGCCACUGAGUGCCGGAAAGAGCAGUUCUGCUUGAGUUUCUGGGACGCUGUUCUGUGGGAUCGGCUGGAGGAGGGAGCCCUAAUUCCAAAGCGCAAGAAGCCGUGCGCCAUCUGCACCAAAGUGAUGCAGCAGCUCCAGUCCAUGGUGGGGGAGGAUGCUGACGAGGACACCAUUCAGAAGGCCCUAAAGACAGUGUGCAAGGCAUUGGGCAGGCGCCUGGUCCGACCAUGCAAGUCACUGGUGAGGAAAUACAAAGACCAGAUCAGUGACGCGUUGCAGAAUGGCAGUGAUCCCCAGGACACCUGCACCGACCUGGGGCUCUGCUCGGACUCCAGGGAGCUGCUAGAUGACCUGAGCUGAUGCAUUCCCCGAAGGAUGCCCAGCCUUGGCUCCCCACUCUCCACGCUGCUGCAGACUGCCUGGUGGAGCCGGCUGGAGCAGGCCUCAAAGCAUCACACUGGACAGCUUGGCUCUGUCUCCCCGCAUAGGCAGCUGGACCCUGGCACAACUCCCUGCCAGCAGCAUGUGCUUUGCAUCACCCGUCUCCAGCAGCUUCACUGACUAUCUAGGCUGCAUCCGAAGCUGGUAACACAGCGAGAGGCUGGGGGGUGCCGCCAGCUGGACCUGCCCCUCCUUCCCCUGCCUCUGGCUUCCUCAGCAAUAAAGCACCGUAGGCAAUGCAA